AUGGACCUGGUCAAGCAGAACCGCUUCUCCGUUUUGGACUACGUCAUAUUUGCGGUUUUGCUGGCGGCCUCUGCGGGCAUCGGGCUGUACUACGCCCUGUCGGGGGGGCGGCAGCGCACCACGCAGGAGUUCCUGAUGGCAGACAGGAGCAUGCGCUGCCUCCCCGUUUCCCUGUCCCUCAUCGCCUCCUUCCAGUCGGCCGUGGCCAUCAUCGGAGUCCCAGCGGAGGUCUACACCCACGGCACUCAGUACUGGUUCAUCGGCUGCGCUUAUGUUUUAGGACUUUUAAUCCCGGCUCACGUUUUCGUUCCGGUUCUGUACAGACUGCGCCUCUCCAGUGCUUACCAGUAUCUUGAGCUGCGCUUCAGUAAAGCCGUGCGCAUCUGUGGAACGCUGACCUUCAUCUUUCAGAUGGUCGUCUACAUGGGGGUCUGCGUGUACACGCCGGCGUUUGCACUUAAUGCAGUUACAGGAUUUGAAUUAUGGGGUACAGUGCUGGUCACGGGACUGGUGUGCACGUUGUACACGACGAUGGGCGGAUUGAAGGCCGUCAUCUGGACCGACGUCUUUCAGACGCUUGUGAUGUUCGCGGGCCAGCUGGCCGUCAUCGUGGUGGGAGUGCAGAGGGUUGGAGGAGUGUCAGAAGUCUGGAGGAAGGUGGUGGAGGGAAACCACAUCUCUGGUCUGGAUCUGAACCCAGAUCCCACAGAGAGACACACGUUCUGGACUCUCGGGGUUGGUGGCGUUUUCCUCAUGCUGUCUCUGUACGGAGUGAACCAGGCCCAGGUCCAGCGCUACCUGAGCUCACGCACAGAAAGAGACGCUGUCAGGUCGUGCUACAUGGUGUUCCCCUCCCUGCAGCUGGCCCUGGCUCUGAGCUGCAUCAUGGGGCUCGUCAUGUUCGCUCGCUACUGUGGAGAGGACCACUCUGACAAACUGACCAACUCCUCCAGAGACGCAAUGGUCGUAUACUUCGUGAUGGACAUGCUGCAAGGCCUCCCUGGGCUGCCUGGACUCUUUGUAGCUUGUUUGUUCAGCGCUUCUCUCAGCACCAUUUCCUCUGCCUUCAACUCUUUGGCUACUGUGACGAUGGAAGAUCUCAUCAAACCACAUUUCCCCUCCAUGUCUGAGGAGCGGGCCACCCUGGUGUCCAAAGCUUUAGCUCUGUCCUACGGGCUGCUCUGCCUGGCCAUGGCUUACCUCACUCACCUCAUGGGGGAUUCAGUUUUACAGGUGGCUUUGAAAAUCUUCGGGAUGGUUGGCGGUCCAAUUCUUGGUCUGUUUUGUCUCGGGAUGUUCUUUCCAUGUGCCAACUCCACAGGUGCAGUGACAGGUCUGGGUGCAGGACUGUUCAUGGCUUUGUGGGUCGGCAUCGGUAGCAUCGUCACUCGUAGUUCUAAUGCCAAACCGCUGCCCCCCAGCUGUCGAUUUGUCCUGCCGUCGGAGAACACGACGGCCGCCUUACAGACGGCGUUUAGCAACGUGACGAGCCGACCCUCGGGGCUGACGAGGUUCUACUCCUUGUCCUACAUGUGGUACAGCGCCUUCAGCUGCUUCACAGUCAUCCUCGUAGGGCUGAUCGUCAGUUUUCCCACGGGUCCAAUGAAAGAAGAGGAUGUGACGCCAGGAACGAUCUAUCCUUUAUUCAGGAAGCUGCUUUGGUUUCUGCCUGAACACGUCAAAAAGAAGCUGUGCUGCGUGACGCCUCUGAGACCGCCUUUGUCAGAACACCAGAGGCUGCCUCCACAACACAAUAAAAGUAACGGACAGAGCUGCCAACGACACGCACCGUCACUGGAAGACACAGAGGGGGUUUCCUCUGAGGCAAACAGCCUUUUGAUACAGUACGAAACAGCAGUGUGA
Molecule: messenger RNA, 1863 nt
Organism: Nematolebias whitei (Rio pearlfish)
Lineage: Eukaryota; Metazoa; Chordata; Actinopteri; Cyprinodontiformes; Rivulidae
Gene: slc5a6b
Product: solute carrier family 5 member 6
Exons: 15
Coding region: 1-1863 (620 amino acids)
Biological process (GO): biotin transport; sodium ion transport; pantothenate transmembrane transport
Cellular component (GO): membrane
Molecular function (GO): sodium-dependent multivitamin transmembrane transporter activity
Source: RefSeq, a predicted model, not a curated record